This is a messenger RNA of Punica granatum (pomegranate), 2280 nucleotides long. Lineage: Eukaryota; Viridiplantae; Streptophyta; Magnoliopsida; Myrtales; Lythraceae. The record is from RefSeq and is a predicted model, not a curated record.
ACAUUGCUCUUUGGAGAGUAGGACCAGCAUGGAUGUUGCCUAAUGGAAUUCGUUUAUACGCAACAAUUUCAUUUCCUAAAAGCAGUUUUAUGUUCAUUAUCUGGGCGUACUAGUAUCUGCUAAUUAUAACCAUAUAAAAAACCAUAUAAUAUGGACAUUACUUCUGAUCCAUUAACGGAUGGUUGAGGUCCAUCUGUCAUUGGGAGAGGAGAAUGAUGCCUGAUUGCGUGUCUAUUAAGAUCUAUAAAAUCUAUAAACAAACUAAUCUUACCAUUCUUUUUGCUUACUGGUACUGGAUACCCGAGUGGAAUGUCUAAUUGGAAAGAUUCCGCAUUUAUUUCCAAAUCCGUUUAACCUCUUGUUCAAUCAGCUUCUCCAUCUGAGGGUUCAUCUUUUUAUGAUACCCUGCCUAAAUACCAAUCUCUUACAGGAACCACAUGUUGGAACAGAUCUCUCCCGUAUGCUUUGAUAUCAGCAUAGGAAGAGGAAAAUCUGUCUAGAUAACUUUGAAAGGAGCUCAACGGGUGGUUUUUACCUAAAAAAACAGUGUAUAGCAAUAGUUGAGCCGCUUUGCCCCUUGUCAUUUUUCUCAAAAAUCAAAGCUUUUUCUGAGAAUUCUAUUCCAACAUAUAUCUUUCAUGUUGCAUCAUAAAAAAAAAGGUGUCUGGGUCGAUGACUUCUGAAGAAACUUCAGUAUCUAAUCUAAUCCAUCCCCCAAACGAAAAUGGUUUUGAUUCUUAGCUUCCAAUAAUGAAAGAUGUUAACAAAUUUCCGGUAAACGAAGGGUGAUAUCUCAUUCCCACUUCAGAGUGUUUCAGUUAUUGUUCAUCAUCAUCAUGACAACUAAAUCAGACUUGUUUAUCUUUCAAUAGAUAUGAGAAAUAGGAAAAGCAUCGAAUUCCUUUACAAUAGACUUUUUCAAACUAAUAUUUUUGCAUUAAUGCUGGCGCUUAGAGCCCUCGAAGUCUCUCCAUAAUGUUUGCACAACAGUUGCAUUUAGGGCAAGAUAGGUGGCAGGACCAUCUUCUUCAGAGGAUGCUGUGUCAUCUUCUUCACAAUCACUCUUGGUCACAGUUAUUCUUUACUUAACACCUGACUCAUUGUACUGGUGUCUUGCUAGUGGACUUACAGAGCGAGCUGGAAAGGGGCUUUAUCCGUCUUUCCGGGGAAAAAGCAAGCAUCUGAUCAGAUCAAUCAAGAGAGCUAGCUUCGGUCUCACGUAGUAAGCAAGGACGGAGCUGUCGAGUGAGGAUUGGCCGAGGGGAGUCCAUGAUGUAGCUGGGUACAAAUAAGCCAGUAAAAAAAAGACACGUAGAAGCCAGUGGGGUAGGGAAACGAGGACAGAUCACAUGGUUUUGUACUGGUCAGCUUUGAGCUGUCGAGUAAGGAUUGCUCUAUCUCUUAAGAAAGGGGCUUUGGAACCCAGCCUUAUUCUUAGAGAAAGGGGAGUACUUUCUGAUGUGCGUUCUAUUAUUGGCUCCUAUUCCUGAGGGAGUGAUCGGGAUUAAGCCGCGUGGCGAUACCCGAAAAAAAGAAAGGACUAUUCGCUCUUUGGGGUGGGCCUUUCGUACUCCAAUCCGUACGGGGAAAGGCAAAUUUUUCAGCAAAAUCUAGUGGAGGGGGUUCCAUAUUCAUGAAAAGACGGGGUUGAACCAUCUUACGGAACUAAGACAACAAUUCUUACUAAUAAUAAGAAAGAGUUAAGCGCCUCCAAGGCCUAUAAAUAGAAGCUUCUUUCAGUCUAUAUUUUCAAAGAGAGACGCGAACUUAGAAAGAAAAAAAGACUUUGAGUUUUAGUUUCGAUAUGGAUGAUAUCCACGCCCGACUUUCAAGAAUUCCGCAAGAAAUCUCUCAAGGGGAAGAGGAGAAGCUCGAAUGGGAGCGAAUGCUGGGUCUGUUCUGGGAACACAUGCCGCCGAUCGAUCCAGAAAAGAUAAGAUCUCGUAUGCUGGCUAUACGGAAUAAAAUCCAAGCCCUCGAAAACCAAAAGAGGGCCCUCCUUCUCGAACAGCAGGAGCUUAUUCUUACUGCUAUCGCACGUGAUCCCCCGCAAGAUUAAAAGAAAUGAGCAUUAGCUCUUUCUAAAAGAUUCAAAUAAGGAGUCCGUCGACCCAAAGUAGUGUGUGUUUUAAUCCAGGGCUUUCUUUCGUGGAGAUCCACUCCUAUCCUAAGUAGAUUGCUUUUAUUUGGUGUGUUUGCAUGUAUCACUAGUAGUCUUCAAUGCUUAUGUAUAAUAAUAAGUACUUGUUCGUAAGUGCUUCAAAUGAAUGUGAAAGUUGA